Molecule: messenger RNA, 6150 nt
Organism: Zerene cesonia (dogface butterfly)
Lineage: Eukaryota; Metazoa; Arthropoda; Insecta; Lepidoptera; Pieridae
Gene: Nhe2
Product: sodium/hydrogen exchanger 3
Exons: 20
Coding region: 358-3666 (1102 amino acids)
Biological process (GO): proton transmembrane transport; regulation of pH; sodium ion transport
Cellular component (GO): membrane
Molecular function (GO): sodium:proton antiporter activity
Source: RefSeq, a predicted model, not a curated record
ACGCGCAGUCGUAGUUCGUAUCUCAUGCGUCGGGCGGCCGCCCGCCCAGUCGCGGCUCACCCUGCCGCCGGCGCGAACAUCGCGUAUCAUCCGCGAUCGAUACCCUCAUAACCCUUAACCAUCCCAUUAAUUAAAAUAAGCAUAACCACCAUCUAACAACAUCUAUCAGUCAUAACAAAUACGUAAAACAUCGCGAAUUAUAGAAUUUUUAACCUACAUGAGUUGAGAACAUUUUAUCGUUGUCCGCAGUACUGAACAGUUAAAUGUUAGUGAUAUUUGUGAUAAAUCAAAAUGCACAAGAAAUAAGAAGUAAACUGGUUUAGAUAAAUGUGUGGGACGUGAUUUGGAUUAGAAGAUAUGACGUCGCUAAAGCAUGGCGUCAAUUUGAGCCGGCGGGCGUGCAGGCGUUCGCUAGGCCUGCUCACUGCCGCUGUUCUUCUCUCAAUUGCUAACUCAAAUCCUAUCGAAAGCACCACAAAAACAAGUCCGUCCAUAGCAGUCGAUGGGAUCUCAACGUAUCCAGGACUGGGUUUCGGGCCCAUGGGCCCCGUGGCGCCUCUGCCCGGGGAGCCUCCGGGCACCCAGCUACGGCAAAAGCAGGAGACAACAACAGAUUUACCGGUCACUGAAGAGCCCAAGAAGGAGAGGACAUUAGUGAUAGCCGCGUUUGAAUUCCACCGCGUUGAAACGCCGUUCUUAAUUGGCGUAUGGAUAUUUUUUGCCAGCAUUGCCAAAAUAGGAUUUCAUAUGGCUCCACGACUGUCGAAGAUUUUUCCGGAGUCCUGCCUACUUAUCUUCGUGGGGGUACUUAUUGGCGCUUUACUAUUAAGCACACAUAGUGUUCACGUGCAACCUCUUACGCCUGAUACUUUUUUUUUGUAUAUGCUCCCUCCCAUUAUUUUGGAUGCAGGAUACUUUAUGCCUAACAGACUUUUCUUUGACCACCUUGGAACUAUACUGCUGUUCGCAGUUGUUGGAACAGUUUUUAAUACUUUAACCAUUGGAUUAUCGUUGUGGGCUUGUGGACAGACUGGCAUGUUCGCGUUUCCAACUCCUCUUUUGGACAUGUUAUUAUUUGGUGCUUUAAUAUCGGCUGUGGACCCGGUGGCAGUUCUAGCGGUUUUUGAAGAGAUUCACGUAGAUGAAGUAUUGUAUAUAGUAGUAUUUGGAGAAUCUCUUUUAAAUGACGCCGUUACUGUUGUUCUAUAUCACAUGUUUGAAGCUUACACAGAAAUGGGGCCAUCGAAGCUAAUGUACACUGACUUCCUCGCAGGCUUUGGGUCUUUUAUAGUUGUAGCAUUUGGUGGUACAUGUAUUGGUGUAGUUUGGGGUUUCGCUACUGGCCUUGUAACAAGGUUCACACAUGAAGUGAGAGUGAUAGAGCCGAUUUUCAUCUUUGUGAUGGCAUAUCUCGCAUAUUUGAAUGCUGAAAUGUUCCACAUGAGCGGUAUUCUGGCAAUUACCUUUUGCGGAAUAACGAUGAAGAAUUAUGUGGAAGCCAAUAUAUCGCACAAGUCUCAUACCACCAUAAAAUAUACAAUGAAAAUGUUGUCAUCAUCAUCAGAGACUAUCAUAUUCAUGUUCCUUGGUGUUGCAACUGUUAAUAAUAAUCACGUGUGGAAUACUUGGUUUGUGUUGUUGACAAUUGUUUUCUGUUCCGUUUUUCGUAUUAUAGGUGUGUAUAUAUUAAGUGCAGUAGCAAAUAAGUUUAGGCUGCACAAAUUAAACACUGUGGAGAAGUUUGUCAUGUCUUAUGGAGGUCUCAGGGGUGCGGUGGCGUUCGCUCUGGUGCUAUUAAUAGAUCCGAAAGUGGUGAAACUGCAACCCAUGUUCGUUACGACGACGAUAGCUGUUAUUUAUUUCACAGUAUUCAUACAAGGGAUCACAAUAAAGCCUCUAGUAAAGAUACUCAAUGUUAAGACGGUCGAGAAAAGAAAGCCUACCAUGAAUGAACGCAUACAUGAAAGGUUUAUGGAUCAUCUUAUGGCGGGCAUAGAAGAUAUCUUGGGUAAACAUGGAAAUCAUCACAUGCGUGAUAAAUUCAAGAGAUUCGAUAAUCGGUUUAUAAGGCCGUUUUUGCUGAGGAACUAUCAGGGCGCCGAGCCAAAAAUUCUAGAGACGUAUUCCAAAUUGGCUAUGCGAGAUGCAAUAGAGUAUAUGCAAAGAAAUGCGUCAACUAUUGGAAACAUUUCCGGUGCAGAGUCGAUGUCGGCUAUAUUUAAAAACUAUACAAAUGCAAAUUUAAAUGGAAGUCCAAGCUUCAGUCAAUUAGAUUCGUCAACGUGGAAUAUAGAUAUGCAAGAACUGGAAUAUAAUCCGUCCAAAAAGGAUUUAACAGAUGCUAGAAUUCAUCACCUUCUUGCAGAAGAAUUGUGCAAACCGUACAGACGUCAUCGUCGUUUAAGCUAUAGCCGCCAUGCCGUAAACGAUCGUGAUUUAGGAAUGCAGUUGAACUACAAAACGCACAUGAACAUAAGAAGGCUUGUCGGCGAUAGAAAACACCACCAUAAGCGUAGUAAGCGUGGGAAGCAGGAUGGCAAAAACCAUGUCUCCUUCCCAGAAUUCCAGCAAAAUGGUUCGGCAAAACAGUUCACGCACGAUUAUAUUGAUGAGGUUUUGCAAGAGGAUGAGGAGACACCAAGGCGGGAAAAUGAUGAUGGUGGUAUAACCUUCACUGCCAAAUCUCCACCUGGGUACAAAGAAAUAAGCCCUACAUCUUCGCAUAAAGAAAACAGUAGUUCAUUACUGAACCAGUUAGCAAAUUUGCCUGGAUUUAAUCCGUUGAAAGCGCGGAUCGUUAAGCAGUAUGCUAAAACACCAGAAGAGAUACUACCAACGGCUGUCGAAAAAUCUUUACCGUGGAGAAGAGACAGAUCCACGUACAACUUUGUUCCAAAUGAGGACAUACUCGAAGAAGAUGAAAGGAGAAUGUCUGAUGAUAACGAUACAUACAUGACAGUAGCGGAACAAGCGCGCGUUGCAACCCCAACGGCUACAGAGACUAUGUUGCCAUGGAAACGCGAAGAAACGGAGGGUUCCGGUGCCCUUAAACAAUUCGAGUUCCCCUCUUGGGCGUCUAACAAGGAAUACUUGGCUUAUAGUUCACCCUCUGCUACAUUUUUAGGUGGUAUUGAGAAGCCAAAGCAUCCGAAAUCUAUCAUAGGUUUGUUCCGAAGAGAGAGUUCUAGUUCAACGCACGGAGGAGGUGAAAUACCUGUGAUGUCAGACUCUGAGGGUAAAGCGGAGUCAAGCAAAGGGGACACGUCUUCAAGUAAAGGCGACAUAAGUGGGCAAGCGAAGCAAGGCCCAAGUUUGCUGUCAAAGAGGAGUACCAGCUUGGGGGGACCUACGGUGCUUUUAAUGGAGGACGUUGCCCAUUCCGAUCCUUUGGGCGCGUCGUCAAGACCUGCAAGCAUCAUGCAGGGUCCACAUAGAGGCCAAUGCCGACGAGGAUCGAUGUUGGAACUGACUGGUUCAUUAUCGCGAGAUGCGAUAACCGAAGAAAAAUGCAGCAAAUCUCUACCAGAGAGUGAGCGGAUGGGUGUCCGCCGGCUCGCGCUUGGACAACAGAGCCUGCCUCGUGAAGCCUUCAGCCGGCAACACACUCUCACAUCCAACGUUCUCACCAGUUCAUCAUCAGACGAAUCAUCCGACGAAAACACCUGAGUAUCAAGACGUGGUGACCAAGAUCGGUUGCCACUCCUAAAAUAUAGGACGUUGAAUUAAAAAAAUAUAGCUUUUUCUGAAUAGCAUUUAUAUAACCGGGCUAGUUUCAUCAUGGAAAAUGAAAAUUUUGCUUUAGAAAUGAAUUAUAGAAAUAGGUGUAGAAAUUGUUUAAAAGUUGACCGAUUUGACGUUUACAUGUAAAUAUGUAGUGGUUUAGUAAAUAGAAUCGAUACCGGUAUAAUAGCAUGAUGUAAUAAUGAAUUUUGAUUAAAACAAAUAAUAUGAAAAGCAUAAUAUUCGCCUGCAUCAUAUGUGAUAUUAAGUAUAUUAAAUUUCAAUUUGAAGAAUGAUUACAGGUUUUUAUAAGAGAUGGCUUUCAUUUGUGUACCAUGCGAUUUUAUUUUUGAUGUUUCGAUGACAAAAAUAUUUGAACAGUAUUUUUCUAUGCAAUUUGUAUAUAAAAAUACAAAUGAUGUAAUGUACCUACAUAUGAUAAGCUAGUGAAAAUAUAGACAAAGUUCUUGUUAUUAUUUAUUUAGGAGAGUAGAAACUUCCUGUUCCGGUACCGGUUGCCAAUGACAAUACAAUAGUAAUAGUUAUGAACUGUUUGUAGAUAAUUGAUUUGUUGUGUAUAUUAUAAAAUUAAUAGUAUUAUCAUGUAUCAUAACAUUGUAUAGGUAUAAUAUAAGCUUAUUAGGUAUGUAUGGAACAAGUUCUUCGUAAUUGUUUAUUGUUUAUCAAUUUGUCUUGUGAAAAUAAACACCAGCUGCAGAUCUAAACACAUUAUGGCGUGGUAUAGUUUGUGAAUUUGCGAAGUUGUAGGGACUAGUUUCUGGAUCUACUGAACCGAUUCUAAAAAUAUUUUCCUAUUGGUACUGACACUCGCAGAUAGAAAGCCACGUUAUCUGUGAGUGUCUUAAGCUAUAGUUUAUUUUGUUUUUAUCCCUGGUCUAUCCACGCGGAGCCGGCACGAGUGACUGUUUUAAGCUAUGCUAUCUUGAAUUUGGCUACUAUCAUCGACAUUUUUAUAAAAAAUAUUAUAGAUUAAAUGAAUAUCUUACUGUCAUUGGCAAUGUGAUAUUGUGUAAGAUAGGUAGGGAUUAAUAAGGAACUCUAUAAUACAAAUUUACUAGCUGCAAUUGAAAACAGAAGACAGUAUUAAAUAUAGGCGUUGCUAUUUUAGUUUAAUUUUAUAUGUUACGAAAUAUGUACAUAAGAGUACCUAUUUAAUACGUAGAUUGUUGUCCUUACAAAUGUCUGUUUUAAUUUAAAAAAAAUAAUUGAAAAUAUUUGAGGCCCAAAUAGGUAACACUGAACGUGUACGUUACUUAAUCACUAGAAUUGUGAUAUUGUGAAUAACACGUAGUAAUUAAUUAUUAAAAUUUGAAUUGUAAAGAAGCUUAGGUUAGUAAAAGUAGGCGAAAUUGACAAUAGAGUAGAAAUAUAUUUCCUUGCACCUUAUUACUCACUUUCCUAAAUUUUGUAAUAAGAUAUUUAAAUAGUUUUAAUUAUUUAGUAAAUGUAAGGCAUUAGAUCUUUAACAGGUUUAAUAGAUAGACAUUAUUUGUUGUUGUCGUUGACAUGCAUUAAUCAACAAAACUCACAAUUCAAUAAUAAAAAGGUCAUCAAAAAUGCUUGAGCGGCGUUGUAUAAAACGUUUUGCGGUAAUGUUCCAAGUCUAUUUUAUCAUUAGAAAACUAUACACGCGUAGGAAGAGUUUUGCUUUGGGCAUUUUUCAGUGAUUGCAAGUCUAGUUGUUUAUUGUACAGCAAUAGGAUCGUUAGGCCAUGCCUUUUUUUAUAACAGUUUUGUGUUUCAUACAAGGCGCCUUUUAAAGAUUUCAAAUACCGAUGACCGUUUCGUCUCAUAAUAGAAGUACCUAUAGAUUUGGCGUGUGAAAAUUGCUCGUCUUUUAAUUUUGGCUAUGAAAAAGAAUGAAGAUAAAUACCUAUUACUCAUGUUGAUACAUAUAUUUAUAAUAUUAUAACCAAAUGUUCAACAAUCGUGUUCAUAAUGUAAUCUCAUAUUUUAUAAACAUAAUAAUAUGCAAUUUCUAUCACAUUCAAUAGGUACCUAAGUACCUACUUCCUCAUAGAAUGAAGUAUAUUUGUAUAUAAAUAUUUUAUUCCAAGCCUACCUUCGUUUGAAAAAAUAAAUGAUAUCUACCUAUCAUAGAUAUACUACUAUGUAUCUAUGCUACCUAUUAUUUAUACAUCUAAUUUGUGUAUCUAAUAAAAUCUCACCUACAUUUAUAACACAAAUUUAUGUAUUUAUUCUUUAUAAAAUAUAAUUAAACUGUACCUUUAAGCUUUUUGAAUAAAUUUGGUGUGUCAAUUGAAAAAAAUAGUGCCUAGAAUAUUUUACGAUCGCUCACUGAUAUUAUUAUUAAUUUUGAAUUGAGUAUUGUGAAAUAAUUAUUGUAAAAUAGAUAUAUAGUGUGACAAGCUAUGUAACAUAAUGAAAAUAAAUAACGAUUAAUCGCGA